CACACAUGGGCGCCUAACUCCCACUUGUUGCCAGGCAGAUUCUGCCUGUGACGUGUCGGAGCGUUCAGAUUGUUUGUUGAUACAUUGUAGCAAGCCUGUGCGGACGUGCUGCUUGGCCUCCAUUGUGACGUCACCAGCGCAGCUGCCUGUCACUGGCUCCGCCCUCUCCUUGUUUACUCUUGUGGUUCUGGCUUGGAAAUUUUAGAGCAUCCAGUGUAGCAGGAUAGUCUGUGUCAGGCACAUCCACAGCGGCCACAUCUCUAACCUAAAGGCCCUUCCAUAUCCCAGCUCGUCUUUUCCUGGUCCCAGACAAGACCUAGGCGGGGCUUAGUGACUUUUAGGGAGUGGAAGAAGAGAAUAACCCAAACAAUUCAAUCACUUCGCAACACCCCUCCUCCUCUUGCCAUAAGUAUCAUCAUCAACAACAGGACCGCCCUCUACCCUGCUAGGAAAACAGGGGAUCCAGCUGUGGGCUACAGAGCUAGGGGGAAAAUCCUGUCCUGAACCUCCAUGUUUUAAUUUUGGGGUUCAUUUCAGCUUUCUUUGUACUCUACAGCCUGUUGGAGGCUCAGUUUGGUUAAAAACAGAGUGGAUUCCCUGUAGAGAGAGUAAAAAAAAAAUAAAAAAAAAAAGAGUCUGAUUGUACAAAAGAAGAGUCGAGUAACUCGAAUGUUUAUUGCUGAAAAUCUAUUUGAAAAAGAAGAAAGCAUCGAUUGGUUUUAUGUUGGAGCUUCCUAUUUAAAGUUUAAAUCACGCACACUGAAGGGGUACAAUGAAGACUGAGAUCUCGACAGCCGCUUCUUUUGUCACCAAGCUGCUCAAAACAAGUGGAGUCAUAGAAGAGGGCCAACUGCAGCAGUUCUGCCAGUCACUGCAGGAGUCAAUGAAAGGUGAGGAGGUUUUCGAGGAUUUGGUGAUAAUAGUAUGCAUCCUAUUUAAUAUAUUCAUACUAUUGCAGAGAUGGAUGGGGUUGGCCAUGCAGCUGUUUAAACUACACGUUCUAUGAUGCACAGCCUGCCUUGAGGCUGGCUGAGCAUUAUGGGGAAGGUAGUUCAUAAAUAGCUGGUGUGUAUAGUUUAGCACAGUGUUAGCGUAGUGGAUUAUAUGAUUACCACAUUAAAAUAUAUUAAUUUAUAUUUAGUAAUGUUUGAUUUAAAACGUUUAAAUUACAUUUUAUACAAAUAUUAUUUUAAUAACUGUAGGGAACGUUUAUUAUUAUUAUUAUUAUUAUUAUGUAAUAAAGAGGUAGUUGGUGCAAGGGAUGCUCACCCUGCGUUGGAGAGAGGGCAAGCUUGAUGUUUCCAUAAUAUGAACUUUAAAUUGUGUAAAAAAUAAUAUAUCCAAUUGUUAAUACGCUAUAGAUCAGUUUCCAUCUAAUAUGUACAUGAUUUCUGUUUCUUGUUCAUGAAAACAACAUUCUUUGUUCAUUGGUGUAUGGGGGAUGGGACCCAGCAAGCAUUAUUAUGCCAUAUGUUAUGAGGACGCUGUAGCAGUUGAGUAGUAACUCUUAAUAAGAAGUCAGUAAAGGUUUGUAGUACUAAUUAUAAUAUCAGUCAUAUAUGUAUUAUAUAUUAGUUGCAAUAAGUAGCAUCACUUUACUUCAUUAGAUUCUGAAAAAGAAAACUCCCAAACUAGAAAACAUUAAUGGGUUCAGUCACAAAACAUUGAUGUUUAGUUUGUUCUCUAGUUAAUAACAAUUAGUUUAUUUAGAAAAUAACCCUGGCACUGUAUUAUAUACAGAUAUAUUCACUAAAUCAUCGACUGAGGACAUUUGAAAAUGCAAUUGCAAAUGUUGUCCAGAUUAGCUGGAUAAGUAAAAAAAACAAACAGAACUCUAUUUCCUUCUUCAUGCCGCGAAUUAACCCAACAGAUUUUAUUUUUAAGGAUUAAGAUGUAAACACGAGAUACAUGGAUCACUCUGUUGCUGAGGACCUAGUUCGAGUUAUGGCCCCAUAGACAACAAGUCCCUUACAUUUCUUUCAGGGUUGGCAUACUAAUGCUGUGUGUGCAAAAGACACUGGUUCCUUUGAUGGGAAGAAAGAGCGGGCAAUGUGUUUUAUAACCAUCCAUUGUAGAUUUUAAUGUGGUCGAUGUUUGAAGAUGUGUUUUGAAAUUAAUAACUCCUAAAAUGUUUCUCUUUUCUUCGUCCUGCCCCUUUUUUACUCCAAUGCCCUGUUGUCUCCAUCUCUACACUCCCUCACCCCACUCCCACUUCCCCUCUUUGUUUGCAACAGAUCAUUACAAACACCACUGGUUUCCCCAGAUCCCUUUCAAGGGUUCAGGAUAUCGCUGUUUGAGGAUCAACCACAAAAUGGACCCACUAAUUGGCCGUGCAGCAGGUCACAUUGGGCUCAGCCACAAAAGACUGUUCCAGCUUCUUCCCAGCGAACUCACACUUUGGGUUGACCCAUUUGAAGUUUCAUAUCGUAUUGGGGAAGACGGGUCAAUCUGUGUACUCUACGAAGGACCAUCUGCAAGCAAGUCACUGGAAAACCAUGCCAGUUGUAAAGAAGCACUUAGAAUUGGUCAAAAUAGUCCAUCGAAAAAUUGUAAUUUGAUGACUGUUUCUAGUUAACAAUUCUCACAAAGCCCCAAAGUUAAUAGUAAAGUUAAGUGUGUAUCCCAUUUGAGUCUCCGAUUUCAUUAUGAAUUAAGAUGACAUUAAAUGUCUCAUCGUCAACACAUAGACAUUAAAAUUGUAUUACUGCCAAAUUUCCCCAUUCUUAUUGCAAAAGGUGAGUGCAAUGCAUCCUUUUGGGGUUCAAAAGCACUUACUGUCAUUGUUUAUCCUUUUUUUGCUCUUCUCUAUGGAAUUGUACAAUGUAAAUGAAAUCUCAAAGUGAAAGAGAAUUUAUAUUUUGGGAUAAUCAGUGACACUUUUUAAUAAAGCCAAAGUUUACUUUUCAUCUGGUAUGUUCUAUGGGUCCAAGGGAAGAUAUUUUUGUGAAAGCUCACUGACUUCCAGCAUAUCAUCUCCUCCUGGUAAAAACAACAAUAACAUUAUAAUUAAUACUUUGUAUGAACCCAUUAGUGAAAAACAGCAACAGAGGUAGACAUUUUAUAAACCAAAUUGCAAGCUGUAAAAAAUUUUCAUACUUUUGCGUAAAAAAAUUGCCUUAGUCAUGGAGAAAUAACAAGAAAUUUUAACCCAAAAUAAGUGAGUUGGAACAAUUCUUCAACUAUAUUUAAUUUCCAGAUCUGCUAUUGUGCCCAAAUUGUUUAAUUCCAUUGUCAGUUCUCCGCAAUCAUCAGUACAGUGAAUAAACAUCAGUAAAAAAAAAACCAAACAACAAAAUAUUACUCUGCUCAUCCUUAUUACAGCUGGCCCCAAGUGUAAUAAGCUUAAUGUGGUCAAUUCGCUGAAUGCUGAUUAUCCUUCUUUUAUUUUUCUAGCUCAAUUCUACAACAUUCUGUUAAUGAAAUUCCAUAGUGGUUUUCAGCAUUUUCUGUCUACCGACUGCUAACUGAAUGGAUCCUAACUCUUUUCGAAUGGAUGUCAUUACUGUAGAGGGAGUCAUUUGAAAAUAGCUCAACCAAACUAUAGCUUAAUGCCAUCAAAUUUCCAUUUAACAUAUAGCCAGCAAUUGGGUUGAUUUCAACAGCAGCAAAAUGGAAGGAUGAAUUGGGUUAAGGUUCCUGAAUUUUACUUUUGCGAAUAGCCGAAUUGUGACAAGUGAAGAGUAUUUAGUUGCCAUCUAUGCAUCAAGUGAACAGACCCCAAUGCAAAUUACAUUCUUCGUAGGGAUAUCAGGUGUAAGCUUACCUACAACAUCAAGGUGCAUUGUCAAUACGUUAUAUGCUUCUGCCCCAAUUUUUUUUUUUUUUUAAAGUGUUGGUUGUUAGUAGCUUCACAUAUAAGUACUCUUAUUUUCAACAAAUAUAAAGGGGAUACAAUUGUUUUAACUACCAUUUUCUAUCGUAUGUUCUCCUUCGGCGCUGCUUCUCCACCUCCACCGCCAAUGUCCAAUGAAAUACUCCUCAAAGAGGGGCACUGGGGACAGGCUUUGCAUGUGUGGCAAAUACUACGUGCACAUCCCUGCUUCCCCAUAGGAAUGCGUCGAAUCAAUGCUUUUCUAUGGGGACUUUCUCAGUACGUGACCUAUGACAGCCACUAGAGGAGGCUAUAACUCUGGAAUGUUAACAUUGCCAUUUCUUAAAAAGCGUUUUACAUCGCAAGGUUACAAGGACAGGGCCACUGUACCCAGACCACUUCAAUGAAAUGAAGUAGUUCGGGUGGCUUUAGUGGUCCUUUAAGUGAUACUAUUGAGUGUGAUAUCACAAAGGUGUAGGGUUAGCAAAGUUAUACCUCAUUUUGUCUAAAUAUGUUUAGAUACAUUUUGUAUGCUACACAUCAUAAUAAUACAAAUAUUUGUAUAUAUCAAAAUAUUUUUUAAAACCAUGGAAAAUAAAAAUCUAUAUUGUUUUGUAUGAAAUAUUAAGGCAACAUCAAUAAAAUAUCUUUUGUGUUUAAAGGAAGGGGUUGUGUUUGCCCUAAAAGGGGACACUGGGCACGAGCACAACCUAAAUGCAAUUUAUGGAGUUUUUCUUUGUAACCCUGCUGUAACAUUCUCCCUUCUUAAAUCUCUUUAGUUUUUGAAUAAAAAAGGAAAAAGGUAUUGCAACGUUUGUUUAAAGGGGACAUUCUGGGUACCAGUACAACCUGAUCUCUAAGUACGGACUCGUGCACAGAGAGCAAUGUGAACUGAGCUCCUGAAAAACAAGGACCUUGCAGGACAAGAAGAGACAGCCCAAGGACACACAUUAUGACUCGUGAGUGUAUGACAGACAAUUAAUUCCUGUGUGUCUGCCCAUGUAAUGCCCACAGUAGUCCUAUACCCCUGUUAAUGUGGGCCUGUUGCCACAAUUUGCCCAUUCCUUUUUAGAAUGACGAGGGGACUCGCACAGAUCUUUUUCUCCUGAACAGCUGUUCCACAGCCCACUGUGAGGUUCAUUUAAGUUCUCACCUGCUUCCUGAGAUGUUGUUUAUGGGAUUAUGAGAUGUACAGGGAGGGCAGAGUCUCCUCGUAGCUUCUCACUGUAAAACAACUUAUUUGCCACUUUUGAAAUUGGAAGGGGGCUGUGAAGGACCUGCCAAAAUAAAUGCUUUACCCUGAAUGUAACUAGGAUUUCCUUUAUGGACUUAGCAAUACUCGUAGUACUGAUUGCAAACUGAAUGACAGAGAAGCAUUAUAUUGCUGAUCUGUCUCUACAUCCAUAUUAAUGACCAGCAUAUUAGCUUGUUAUCAGUACUAUAAAUUGUAUUGACUGCAUGAAUGAAAUGGCUAUCUGGGCCCCUACUGGCCUGCCAAUAUCGUCCCAGUGAAGUAAGAUAGUAAAUAAUGUUACUUUGAGGGCAGUAUGAGGGGGUUACAAUUGCCAUCUCUGACAAAAAAACAGGUAUUCAGAUAACAAAAAACAAGCUAUUAAUACAUAAACAGAAUACGCACAAAAGUAAUUUAAAAGGGGUCAUUAUAUUUAGUACCUGUUUAUUCACUAAAGUGGCAGUUAAUGAUAAUUGCAAAUUUUAGAAGUCAGUAGCUAAAUCGAAACAAUUCAGCAACUUUUCGACUUUUGCUUUUAUGGUUUUAUUGACUUGCACAAUUUCAAGUUUAGUGAAUAAGCCUUUUAGAAGUUAACAUUUUAAAAUUGCUCAGGUAUUUUAGACACAAGUGGGUUAAAAGCUUGCACUCUUAACCCUUUAAGGACACAUGACGGAAAUAUUCCGUCACAAUUCCCUUUUAUUCCAGAAGGGGUUAAUCUACUUAGCCAAGGGUUAGAGUGAUGUCUUCCCAAAUGUUUUGAAACUACAUCUUUCAAGAAUUCUUGACGGUGGUAGGUUUGCAGAGAAUUAUGGGAUUAGUGGACUUAAGGGAAUACUCCAAGCACCAUAAACACUAGCAUGCACUUAUGUGAGUAUGUGGCCAGAAGUGCACUGAUAUAUACCUUUUCCAAAGUAGUAUGGUUUGAAAUUUUACCUGGGGUAGGUUGGCUCCACUGCCUGUUUCAUCUAAGCUUUCAAGGGAACUGGAAGCUUGUGCUUAGGAGUUACAUCUAGCUCGUCUGAUCAUCAGAGCAUCAGCUGAUUGCUCUCAGUCAAUGAGCUAAACUCUGCCAGGUUUAGCUAAGUCAGAGAGCUUCCGGACCACCUGUAGCUGUGGUGGACGCGAGGAACAGCACCUGGUAGUCCCAGGAAACCGUUCUAAAAUGGUUUGACUACUUACAAUGAGGGACGUCAAGGUAGUUCUAGCACCAUAACCACUUGAGUGCACUGUAAGUUUUAUGGUGCUUGUGAGUUUCUUUAAGUUUUCAAUGUUGUAGGUUAAGAAAAGAACUAAUUCCAUAAUGUGUUGUAAAGCUAUGAGUUUGUUGUCAUGUUCCUAUUUUUCCAACUUAUUUUACCCUAAAAAUUCAAAUUCUCUUGCAUGUUCUCCACAAUUCCCGAGGAAUAAAGAAAUUGAAUUUUGAAAUAGAUGGCAAGGGGUCAUCUGAUCCAACGAUGGACAGUAACCUUUAACUCUGCCAUUCCGACUAUGUUUACCAUUUGAUCUGAUUCCUUCUAGUGCUUCUUUGACGUCAGCUUCAUUCCUGUGCUCUGUGAAAAAACAUAUGUAUCUCUCCUGUGUUUACUGUUAAUUUAAAUUAUACUUACGAUUUCCUACUAUUAAGCGAAAGCUAACGUGGUGAAUGUCAGAUAUGGCCCCUAUGACAUCACAUGACUUUGUUACUAAAUUAUUGAAUAUGUUCUCAGUAUAUAUAAUGACCAAUUUGCACAGAUCAUUGUUUGUCAUUUGGAUAACAUUGGGACACACAAACACAAUCAUUUUAAAUCAAUUAAACCCCCUCAGAUUAGAAAUUCAUUGGAAUAACUUUCCCCAGGCUUUCCUAGUAUAGUCUCUCCAACUGUUAUCUAUGAAAACAGCAAUGUCAAGCUUGUAUUGUCUCUAAAUAAUCCCCCCCCAGCGAGAGGGCUGGACUACAGAGCUGCCACCUAUGGCUUCUGUAAAAAGAUCAAUAUCUAAAUAGUGCUAGAAUGCAAGUGUGAGGUCAUUACUGUAAAACAAGACAGGAGCUUGAGACAGUAAGAACAGUUGUUUAUAUGUAAAUUACCAUAUAUACUCGAGUAUAAGUCGACCCGAACAUAAGUCGAGACCCCUAAUUUUACCCCAAAAAACUGGGAAAACAUAUUGACUCGAGUAUAAGACUAGG
This is a messenger RNA of Pelobates cultripes (western spadefoot toad), 7206 nucleotides long. Lineage: Eukaryota; Metazoa; Chordata; Amphibia; Anura; Pelobatidae. The record is from the annotation of a GenBank genome assembly.